AUGUCCAAAAGAUCAAAAGGUCAACGUUCAACUUCCAAUAAUGCUCCUACCAUCAUAUAUAAUGCAAAUAAUCACAUUCAGAGAUAUCCGUUAUAUGACGUUUCAAAUGCUUCAGUUCUAAACACCAAGUCAGUAGAGGCGGCUCAUAGGCGUAAAUUAAGGAAGCAAUAUUUGGAUACCAAAAAAUCAAAUGGUACUGAGCGAGGAUAUCCGUUAGCUAACAUUUCAAACUAUUUGAAUCCCAACACUAUUAAAAUGGAGGCUACUUAUAGACGUAAAUUAAGAAAGUUGUAUUUGGAUAAUAAAAGAAAAAAUACCACAUCAGCGCUUUUGAAAGAUCCAACGAACUCAUCAACUCAAUAUGCAACUCAAUCAUCCAAUAAUCAACGAUAUUGUGUUCCUUCUGCGUCUGUACGUUCAACCAACAACGCAAUACGUGACGUGCUAAUAUCUCCGGUAUCUUGCGUUUCAAAUGCCCCCGUGCUAAGAACGCCGCUCUCUAACAUUACAAAUGUGGCAAUUCCCAGCACUUCAAACAUUGAACCUGCUCAUAUGCGUAAAUUAAGAAAGCUACACUUGGAUAGUAGAAGAUCUAAUACGAUUUCACCAUCAUCAAAUCUAAAUUUGAAUUCGUCACUUAACCUUACAACUCCAUCAUCCGAUAAUAGACAAACUUCUAUAUCUUCAAAUCGAGUCGCAUCCACCAGUGAUUCGACGUUAACAGAAGAUUUUUCUUUACGACGAUUACCAUCACGGAAACGUAAGUCGGUCACCAAUUCACGAAUAACAUCUCCUAUACCAAUGUUUGACUUGACAUUAGAUGGACAAUUUUCUAUUCAAGAAAUUAUUGAAGACCCCUCAAAAGGCAUCUCUAAAGAUUACUUGGAUCACGGUGAUCAAACUGUUACAUGUGAAAUGUGUAACGCAAAAUUAUGGGAACAUAAAGCUUCUAGGAGUCAAGACAUGCAUGGAAAAACAACAUAUUUGCAGUGUUGUGCUUAUGGCAAAGUUGAGCUCCCCCCUUAUAAGGAUGCAAGAGCCAACUAUAAAAGUCUAUUUUUGUCUGCUGAUUCUAAAAGUAAAUACUUUUUGAAGAACAUACGUCGUUUCAACUCAAUGUUCUCUUUUACUUCAAUGGGUGGCAAGGUUGAUAACAAGAUAAAUCGAGGUAACGCACCGUAUGUGUACAGACUAAGUGGUCAAAAUUAUCAUAGCAUGGGAAGUCUUCUACCUGAGGACGGAGACGAACCUAAAUUCUCACAACUAUACAUUUAUGAUACCGAAAAUGAAGUUGAAAACAGAAAAAAUUUGUUUAGUGGAUCAAACUCUUCGUCGUCAUCAAAUUCUGAUGUUCUUGAUCGUGAAAUUAUAAACCAUCUCAAGUCCAUGUUAGACUCAGACAACGCUUAUGUCAAAUCAUACAGGAUGGUUAGAGAUUGUUUUAAGGAAAAUACUCACGUUCAGAUUAAACUACGACUUAUUGGGAAAAGAGAUAAAGAUGGUAGGACAUUCAAUCUACCAACUGCUCCUGAAGUUGCUGCCCUGAUUGUUGGUGACAUUGAUAAGGAUUUUGAAAAGAGAGAUAUUAUUGUAGAAACUAAAACAGGACGACUAAAACGUAUAAGUGAACUACAUGCUUCGUACCUUCCUCUUCAAUAUCCGCUUCUUUUUCCGUAUGGUGAUGACGGUUACAGGGUUGACAUUCUUCAUAGAGAUGUUAUUUCGGUAGAAAAAAGUAAGAGACCAACGUGCACAAUGAGAGAAUUCUUUGCGUAUAGAAUUCAAGACCGUCAAAAUUACUUCUCAUUGAUUUUAAACUCAAGGAGGCUUUUUCAACAAUUCUUGGUUGAUGCAUAUACCAUGAUUGAAAGUGAGAGACUCAACUUCAUACGUUCUCAGCAAAAGGUGCUUAGAGCUGACACAUACGAUAAUCUUUCUAACUUGCAAGAUGUUGAAGAUACAAAUAUGGCUAAAAAUGGACAACGUGUGAUAUUACCUUCUUCUUUUACUGGUGGUUCUCGGUACAUGACGCAGAACUACUUAGAUGCAAUGUCUCUAUGUAAAUGUUAUGGAUACCCGGACUUUUUCAUAACUAUAACAUGUAAUCCAAAGUGGCCCGAAGUUAGUAGAUUUCUCAAAGACACCACAGUUAACCCUGUAGACAGACCUGAUAUACUAUGUAGACUAUUUAAAAUCAAGCUUGAUGCAAUAAUCAAGGACAUAAAGGAUAAUUCAUUAUUUGGCAAGGUUGAUGCAGUUGUUUAUACAGUGGAAUUUCAAAAGCGUGGUUUGCCUCAUGCUCAUAUAUGUUUAUUCAUGAACCUUAAUGACAAGCUUCAUACGGUUGAGCAUGUUGAUCCAUUUAUAUCUGCUGAAAUUCCAAACAAAGAUGAAGAUCAUGAGUUGUAUUCACUUGUACGCGAGUUCAUGAUUCACGGACCUUGUGGCAGUUAUAAUAUGAACUGUCCAUGCAUGAUCGACAAAAAGUGUUCAAAGAACUUUCCUAAGAAAUUCUCUGAUUACACGUCUCUUGAUGCAAAUGGUUUCCCUUUGUAUAGAAGAAGAGAUUCUGGAAGUUUUAUUGAAAAGUCCGGUGUUAAGUUAGACAAUCGAAGCGUGGUUCCUUACAAUAAAAAACUUUUGAAAAGAUACCAGGCGCAUAUUAAUGUUGAAUGGUGCUGUGCUGACAAAGCUACUUUUGCUGUGAUACAUAGUAACAGAUUACAAGAUCAAGAUAAGCCAAAAGAUGAAAUCAAAGAAUAUUAUGAUUGUAGAUAUCUUUCAGCAUGCGAAGCAUCUUGGAGGAUAUUUGCAUAUGACAUCCAUUAUAGGUAUCCUUCUAUUAUGAGGCUUUCUUUCCAUCUUCCUGGUCAGCAACAAGUCAUAUAUGGUGCAGACGAUGAUAUUGAUAUUAUCCUCAAUAAACCAACAGUUGGUUCUUCCAUGUUUUUAUCCUGGAUGGAGUGUAACCAAAAGGAUGUACCAGGAGCACGCAAGCUUACUUAUGUUGAAUUCCCUUCAAAGUUUGUCUGGAAACUUGAAAAAAGAUGUUGGAAACCACGUAUAAAAGGAGUUUCAAUUGGUAGAAUUCAUUCAGCUCCUCAUUCUCUUGGUGAAGCCUAUUUUCUAAGGAUUCUUUUAAACAAAGUUAGGGGGCCGAAAUCAUUUGAAGACAUCAGAACCGUAAAUAGAGAAGUGUUUCCUACGUUUAGAGAUGCAUGUUACGCGCUUGGUCUGCUAGAUGAUGAUGCGGAGUAUAUCGAGGCGAUUAAAGAAGCAAGUUUUGAUGGUUCCGGUUUUUAUGUCCGCGCUUUAUUUGCCACAAUGUUACUAUCAAAUACUCUUUCUAGACCAGAUUUUGUGUGGGAAAACACAUGGAAAUACUUAUCAGAUGACAUUGUUUACAGACAAGCAAAGAUAUUUCGAGGGGUUUCAGUUCCUGAUGCAUGA
Messenger RNA from Helianthus annuus (common sunflower), 3450 nucleotides. RefSeq lists its product as uncharacterized. The transcript is spliced from 13 exons. Bases 1 to 3450 code for a protein of 1149 amino acids. Lineage: Eukaryota; Viridiplantae; Streptophyta; Magnoliopsida; Asterales; Asteraceae. The record is from RefSeq and is a predicted model, not a curated record.